AUGAUUCACUUUUCUUUUUUUUUUCUUAUUUUCUCAGAUUUAGAUAUGGGUGACUCAGCCCCAAGUAUCGGUGGAAAUACAUGUGGUCCAGCAGAUUAUGACUAUCUCAUUAAAUUCUUAGCACUAGGUGAUGCUGGUGUAGGAAAAACAAGCUUUCUUUUUCAAUAUACAGAUAAUACUUUCAAUACAAAAUUUAUAUCUACAGUUGGAAUAGAUUUUCGAGAAAAAAGAGUGGUUCACAGAGUUCAAGCCAUUGAUGGUACAAUUGGGCGCAGCCAGAGAAUUCAUUUACAGCUAUGGGAUACAGCUGGACAAGAAAGGUUUAGAAGUUUGACAACUGCCUUCUUCAGAGAUGCAAUGGGAUUUUUACUGCUUUUUGACCUGACUAAUGAACAAUCAUUCCUAAACACUCGUAACUGGCUGACACAGCUACAAAUGCAUGCAUACUGUGACAACCCAGACAUUGUUCUUAUUGGAAAUAAAGCUGACCUGGAAGACAAAAGGAAAGUUAGUGAAGAGCAAAUACAAGACUUUACAGAAAAAUACAACCUGGUCUAUUUUGAAGCAAGUGCUGCCACUGGCCAAGGCGUAGCUAAGGCUGUUGAGUACCUUCUAGACAAAGUGAUGAUAAGUAUGGAACAGUGUGUGGACAAAGGAAAACUUUCCAGAAAGAUGGGCCGUUUUGUUGGAAAUAAACUAAAUGUCACUGAAAUUGAUUCUUUGGAUAAUAGAUCUAACUGGUGUGGCUGUUAG
Molecule: messenger RNA, 753 nt
Organism: Acanthosepion pharaonis
Lineage: Eukaryota; Metazoa; Mollusca; Cephalopoda; Sepiida; Sepiidae
Source: the annotation of a GenBank genome assembly